ACAACAUCCGGUAGAAAAUGGCGUGACAACUGCAGACUUCAGUCAACUAAGUUGUUCUUCAAAUUUGAAUGUGCUGUUUGUGGGAUUCAUAAACAUGGAUAACUCACCAUACUACACACCCAGCGUUCAGCUGCACCAGGCGACGAAUCCGCCUAACAUGGAUAGCAAUUUCGGCGGACCUUUUUACCAAGGUCCAUCUCCUGGAUUUCCACCAGCCCCUUAUCAGCCGCCCCGGGCUGCUGUACCAGGUAGCGUUGAUAACUCCUCCGGUCCUAAUUUUUGGGCAGGACCAAAUAUGUACCAACCUUCUCAACCACCAAAUGCACCCCCGUGGCACCCUUUCCCACCACUACCCCCGGGACAAGGCAGUGCGGGAUACGGAUACCCACCGCCUCAGUAUCAGCCGCCCCCGGUAUUUGAGGGACAGCUGUGUCCACCGAACCCUCCACCCUUUGAGUUUGAUCCAUCCAGACCACCGCCGGGAUUUUGUGAACCAGAAUCAAACCAAAUAUCGGCGUUCAUCGAGGCACAGCGCAAUGCUUGUAAUGCACCACAACAGCCUGAGUUUGAGUCCCACAAUGAUGGGGUCGCGAACCACUGGGCUCAUGGACCUACCGCAGGUCUUCAGAGAAACAGAGACAGUAACAGAUCCUUGGAUACCCGUAUACAUUUCACCAGCACCGAGUUUCAGACUGUUGGGCAAACAAAUAGAGACAACGAAAUGUGUCAGAGAGGUUUCAACGAUGCUUUCAAUGAACCUCGACACCAGCAACGUUAUCAGCCACUGGAACAACACUCACCGCUCGACGAAGAGACCAAGCAGAGAAAACAAGAUGAACAGUGGUUACAGAAUUUCGUGCUGAAGAGAAAGAAUAAGACCCUUCCGCAGAGAAGCAGAAUUCAAACGGCGAGCGUGAGUCAGAUGAGAGAAGAUCUAUAUGGUGCUGUCAAACUCGUGUCAGAAUUGUCUCUCCUCUGUCAGACCUUAAAACUUAAUUUGGAGAAUGACGACGUCUGGACAGAGUCGUACAGCAAAGCUGUAGGAUUAAAGAAAAACAUUCAAGAGAAGUUAAGUUUCCUGAGUGACGCAGAGACCGUGUCAAGUAUCAAAAAGAAGCUGGCGACUAUACGUAAGAAAAGAAUAAGGACUCGAAGGAAGAAAAUUGAACAAAUUGAGGAAGAACAAAAGCGAGAGGAGAGACUGGCCGAACGCCAUGCGGUCAUCGAUAAAUGGAGGAUGAAGCGCAUUCUGAAAGUGGAGGAGAAGAAGCGGGAGGAAGAACUGAAGAAGGCGGCCGACUCUGUACUCUCUGAGGUGAGGAAGAAGCAGAGUGACUCCAAAAAGAUGCUGGAUAUCCUCAAGGCUCUGGAGAAACUUCGAAAACUCCGCAAGGAAGCAGCUUCCAGGAAAGGCGUGUACCCUGAGAAGGAGAGUGACGAGGUGUUCGAGGGUCACCUGCAGCGUCUGCGUGCACUGAUUGCCAAGCGCACGGCCGUCUACAACGCUGAGGAGAAGGCCCUGCGCGUCAUGCUGGAGGGGGAACAGGAGGAGGAGAGGAAGCGAGACCUGGAGAAACAACAGAAGAAAGAGCGUGACAAGUUCCUACAGAAGAAGCAGGAAGCGGAGGGCAUGCUCUUUGGAGAUGACGUUCCUCCUGAUCAUCCCCUUCACGCCUUCCAGGAUUUUUAUCUGCAGGCGGAGAUUUCUUUACCUGCCCUGGUGCAGAUACGGAGGGAGUGGGACAGGUUCCUGGUCCCAGAGGAGCACCCAGACGGAAGUGCCGUUCCCCAGGCAUGGGUCCUACCUGAGCCCCCGGCUGAUGAGGCCUGGGCCAGUGCUCUGGUGAAGCACAUCUCUCUCUGACUGAUCCACUCUCUGUGAUGCCCUCUCUGGGAUCACAUCACCAGUGAGGGAUCUCUACUGUCUCUCUCACCCUCCACUGAAAAGUGAAGCACAUCUCUGACUGACUGAAGUGAUGCCCUCUCUCUGGUACAUCACCAGUGAGGAGUCUCUACUGUCUCUCACCCUCCACUGCAGAGCCUGCAUCCUGGCAAAGUACAUCUCUCUCUGGCCUCUACUCUCACCCUCCACUGCAGAGCUGGGCUUGUUUUUCUCCAGCAGUGAGAGGUCUGUGAGUCAGUCUGAAGUGAAGUGAUUUCAAGGGAACCAGUAUGACUGAGAUUAGAGACUGGUGAGCUCUGGGUCGUGAAACACACACACACACACACACACUUGUGUAAGCAUAGAGAUAUGAGUGGGUGGGUUUGUUUACCAGUUUGGCACUAUUGUCAGAUAGAUUCUGAGUAUUUGGAGAAACCAAAUCCUGAAAAGGUAAACAAAAGACUUACCAUUGCUUAAGAUGAAUUAUACUUACUAGUUUAUCUGUCUGUGUUGCGCCCACCUGUCACAUUGGAGAGGUUGCUACUUGGCACGUGCAAACUAAUCCAGUUUGACCAUUCACCACGGUGUCUGUCCUGAGGGGAUCCUUCCUCAGAUCCACCGAAAGACCCACAAGCAACACACACGCACACACACACACACACACACACACACACACACACACACCUUGUACAAUAUAUUCUCCCGGUCAUAGACAGACACACAAGCAAACACUGUUAUUUGCCUGUAUUUAUUUUUGAUAUCUGAGAAUAUGUGCUCUUGUUUUGUAUAAAUUGUAAUUUUAAUAAAACACGAGUGGAGAUGUUUUUGUUUGGGAA
This is a messenger RNA of Alosa alosa (allis shad), 2718 nucleotides long. It is a transcript of the gene pdcd7, whose product is annotated as programmed cell death 7. Lineage: Eukaryota; Metazoa; Chordata; Actinopteri; Clupeiformes; Clupeidae. The coding region runs from base 95 to 1864 and encodes 589 amino acids. The transcript is spliced from 5 exons. The record is from RefSeq and is a predicted model, not a curated record.